Cydia strobilella is the source of this 1009-nucleotide messenger RNA. Its product is annotated as pupal cuticle protein C1B-like. The transcript has 2 exons. Lineage: Eukaryota; Metazoa; Arthropoda; Insecta; Lepidoptera; Tortricidae. Bases 137 to 886 code for a protein of 249 amino acids. The record is from RefSeq and is a predicted model, not a curated record.
CUAAAUGACAUUUCGAACUCACAUGUCAAUACAGCUUCCUACAUUUCUCCCGCCGCUUUUUAUCGACCGCUAUAAAUAGUGUGGUCGCCGCCGAAACGACAUUCAGUAGCCUUCGCGCAGUCUACAGAAGUGCACGAUGAGAGUACUGAUUGUCGCCGCCGUCCUCGCCUGCGCCGCCGCAGCGCCCUCGGGCCUGCUGGCUGGUCCCUACGGUCAUGGUCUGAUCGGGCAUGGCGCGCCUCUGGCUUACGGCCAUGGCGCGCCUCUGGCUUACGGCCAUGGCGCGCCUCUGGCUUACGGCCAUGGCGCCCCUCUGGCUUACGGCCACGCCGCCCCCUUGGCUGUAGCGCACGCCGCGCCGCUGGCCGUGGCUCACGCUGCCGUCCCCACUAUCUCCCCCGGUGACAUCCAGGGUGCCGCCAUCGAUGCCCAUGUUGAGGCUGCUGACCACGUCCGCGCCGCCGUCGACCAGGCUUCCGAACUUCACGGACAGGCCAUUAACGCCGCCGAGGAUCACUCGUGGCAGGCUGUUGAUGCCGUGAAGACCCACGAGGCUCAGUUGGACGGUGCCGCCGCUGGCGCCGCGCCCAUCCUCGCUAAGCAGCUGGCCGGUCACGCCGGAGUAUAUGCCGCCCCCGCGCUCGCGCACGCCGCCUACGCCGCGCCCGUCGCGCACGCCGCUUACGCCGCGCCCAUCGCGCACGCCGCGUACGCCGCUCCCAUCGCGCACGCCGCCAGCCACUCCGUGUCCUCCCAGUCCCUGCACCAGACCCACCCCGCUCCCCUCGUCCACGCUCCCGUGAUCGCUCACGCCGCUCCCGUCGCGUACGCCGCGCACGCCGGCUACGCUCACGCCGGACUCGCUCAUGGUCUAUCCCACUGGUAAAUUUAUAGGAUAUCAAAUUUGUGCCAAAAACGUUCUAAUACUCAAUUGUUUGGAUUUAAAAUUAAAACAGACAGAUAAUAGAGAGGCGAGGAUGUGCUGUAAAUAAAGAAAAUAGUCAAUUUA